Salpingoeca rosetta is the source of this 653-nucleotide messenger RNA. RefSeq lists its product as uncharacterized. Lineage: Eukaryota; Choanoflagellata; Craspedida; Salpingoecidae. The annotation marks the transcript as partial. Gene Ontology annotation, biological process: protein phosphorylation. The record is from RefSeq and is a predicted model, not a curated record. The transcript is spliced from 4 exons. Gene Ontology annotation, molecular function: ribosomal protein S6 kinase activity; ATP binding.
GUGUCGUCUUUGUUUGUGCGCUGCUGUCCUCUUGCCAGCCAGCCAACACUCUCCCGCACCAACAGCACAGAACACAUCCGCACAGUCUUGGUUUGGUGUUGUUGUUGUUGUUGUUGUUGAGACCCAACGAACGUCGCUCAGCCGCACACACACGCACACACACUUACACGGCAGAGUUGCCCGAGCUCUGCUCCCACACAUCACGUUACAGCGCACCGCGUCACGCACACUGAAGCGGCCCACGCGCGCACACACACAUUGCAUUAGCACACAACAAGUUGAUCGUUUUGGGUUGCGCGUUUGUAUUUGUUUGUACCGGCACCAUCGCAAGAAUGCCGCUGGCACACGGGGAUCAGUUUCAAUUCCAGGCAGAUCCUGCCCAAGCCAUUGUCCUGGAAGGCGAGGAUGCUCGCACCAUGCAGACAGAAGAGGACAUGCCUGACCCAGCGGGCCCCGAGGGGCAGGAGGGCCACGAGUUUGAGAUCACCGACAUCAACCUCGAGUCUGGCGACCAUGUCGACGGCUCCCACUUUGACCUCCUCCGUGUCCUCGGACAAGGCUCCUUUGGCAAGGUGUUCCUUGUAAGGAAGAAGACGGGCAAGGAUGCCGGCACCCUCUACGCCAUGAAAGUGCUCAAGAAGGCUACUCUCAAA